Messenger RNA from Armigeres subalbatus, 1203 nucleotides. RefSeq names its product ubiquinone biosynthesis O-methyltransferase-like. NCBI's taxonomy places the organism in Eukaryota, Metazoa, Arthropoda, Insecta, Diptera, Culicidae. The transcript has 4 exons. Gene Ontology annotation, biological process: ubiquinone biosynthetic process. Gene Ontology annotation, molecular function: 2-methoxy-6-polyprenyl-1,4-benzoquinol methyltransferase activity. The record is from RefSeq and is a predicted model, not a curated record. The coding region runs from base 29 to 997 and encodes 322 amino acids. Gene Ontology annotation, cellular component: mitochondrion.
UCGACAGAAUAGUUGAAGCUCCCUUUUCAUGCAGCAGUUAGUCUCGUUUUUAGUUGUUGUUCGCAUCGAUACCGGCAAGAUGAGUGCCUACUACGGGUUAUACAUAGUUCUGAGCUUAGUAUUCAAAAUAUUUGGAAGUAUAGUCAAAAUUUUGAGACUAAAUGUGGCGGCGAAUGCAUUGAAGGCACACUUUAGUUGUCUCAUUAUUGGACUGAAUGACAAUCGCCCGAAGGAAGCUACCCCGAAAGAUAGUGUUAACAAAACGGAACUCGAUCAUUUAGCAAAGAUGGUUGAAUGGUGGUGGGAUCCCAAAGGACCGGUGAAAAUGCUUCAUACUUUCUAUCAAGUGAGGGUGCCUCUCGUCGUCGAAGGUCUGGCCGAAACAGGCCGAAUCUCCAAAGUUAACAUUUCGAAACCUGGUGCACUUAAAGGAAUUCGAAUUCUUGAAGCUGGAUGCGGUGGAGGAAUUCUUGCGGAAGACCUUGCAAAACUUGGGGCAUACGUCGUUGGUGUGGAUCCGGGCAAGGAAAUGAUCCGUCUGGCCAAAAAUCAUCUGGAAACCAAAUCUAGCGAAUUGAUAAAUCUAAUCGAGUACCACGACGUUACUGUAGAGGAGCACGUGAAAGAGUUCGCUGGCGCGUAUGAUGCUGUCGUGUGUUCGGAAGUUUUGGAACACGUGGAUGAAAAAGAAGCUAUUCUGGAAGCAUGCAUCCGCUGUUUGAAGCCUGGAGGGUCUUUGUUCAUCACUACCGAGAACCGAACCAUGCUGGCGUGGCUCUUUUUCAUCAUAAUACCGGAGUACAUUCUUAGUUUCUUGCCAAAAGGAACGCACUUUUACGAGAAGUUUGUCUCACCGAAUACAAUUUCCAAGCUAAUCGUCAGAUAUGGAUGCAAAACACGAAGAGUUCGAGGCUUUUUCUAUGAUCGAAUGUACAACUCGUGGGGUUUUAUCGAUGAUGACAGUUGCAAUUAUGGGUUGCAUGCUACCAGGUGUUGAUUUACUUCGGAAUCCGUUUUUGACAGCAAAACAUAAUACGAAUUAACAUGAUGCUAGGCCUAUCAUAGGUAGUAUACCUGCUUACACCCCACCAACGUAUGUCAGAUUUUUGGACUUCCUGAUAGGGCUGAACACGAAAGGCUGAAAAGUAAAAAUCUUACAUAAGGCUAAAAUAACAAAAGGCUGAAUAAUAUAAUCAAAGUGAA